Colius striatus (speckled mousebird) is the source of this 1553-nucleotide messenger RNA. Its product is annotated as phospholipid scramblase 1. The coding region runs from base 1 to 1206 and encodes 401 amino acids. Gene Ontology annotation, molecular function: phospholipid scramblase activity. The record is from RefSeq and is a predicted model, not a curated record. The transcript is spliced from 9 exons. Gene Ontology annotation, biological process: plasma membrane phospholipid scrambling. Gene Ontology annotation, cellular component: plasma membrane. NCBI's taxonomy places the organism in Eukaryota, Metazoa, Chordata, Aves, Coliiformes, Coliidae.
AUGCCCAAGCGCUGCUUCCGCGGCUCCCCGCCCCGCGGAGCGCGGCCCGCCCAGCCCGGGGCGGCCCCGGCACGUCCCGCCCGCAGCCACGGGGCCAGUCGUGGCGGAGCUGAGCUGAGCGGAGCGGCUGGGAGCGGGGCGUGGAGCAGGGCUCGGUGCGGCUGGGCGCGGGGGCUCGACGCGGCUGGGAGCGGGGCUCAGCGGGGUCCGGUCUGGGUGCGAGAUACCGUGGAACGACUCGUGGGCUUUGGGGACGGAACAAUUGUAAGCAGAUUUACAGCAAUGGAAGCACAUAAACCUGCCUCAGCACCUGGAUUUUUAAACGCUGGCUAUGUACCAGGAAAUGAAGUCCCAUAUGGCUACCCACAGCAUGCACCUGUCUCCCAAGGUGUUGCAGGUGCAGGGGGUUACGGCUUCCAGGUGCAGCCCAUGGGAGUGCCAGCUGGAGUUGCUGUUCCACCAAUCCAGAACCAGCCCAUCAUGCAUAAGGGGACAAUCUGGAUGGCUGUCCCUCCUCCUCUUCCCAACUGCCCUCCUGGACUGGAAUACCUCACACAGAUUGACCAGAUAUUAAUUCAUCAGCAAAUUGAACUUCUUGAGAUUUUGACUGGCUUUGAAACAAACAACAAAUAUGAAAUCAAGAAUGCCCUGGGGCAAAGAGUAUACUUUGCAGCAGAGGACACUGACUGUUGUACCAGGAAUUGCUGUGGACCAUCACGACCCUUCACCCUGCGGAUUAUAGACAACAUGAACCAUGAGGUGAUAACACUGCAGAGACCCCUUCGAUGUUCUUCAUGCUGCUUUCCCUGUUGCUUACAGGAGCUGGAAGUUCAGGCCCCUCCAGGAACACCAGUUGGUUAUGUUGUCCAGAACUGGCAUCCUUGCCUGCCAAAGUUUACCAUUCAAAAUGAAAAAAGGAUGGAUAUACUGAAAAUUACUGGCCCAUGUGUUGUCUGCAGCUGUUGUGAAGACAUUAAUUUUGAGGUGAAGUCUGUGGAUGAGACUGCUACUGUUGGGAGGAUUUCUAAGCAGUGGAGUGGGCUUUUGAAAGAAGCUGUUACAGAUGCAGAUAACUUUGGAAUCACGUUCCCAAUGGAUCUUGAUGUAAAAAUGAAAGCUGUCAUGAUCGGUGCUUGCUUCCUCAUUGACUUCAUGUUUUUUGAGCAUGCUGGAGAUCAGAAACAGCGAGCAGGAGUUUGGCAAUGAAAUCUAGAACUCUUUAUAUAAGAGGAAGAACAACAUAAAUCUCCCAAAUUUUCAGUGGGUCGCAGAGUUCCCAUAAGAAUGUGAGAAAUUGUGAUUGUAGCUGUAUUUCUAGAAACAAAGAGCUUUAUGGUUUGGGGUUUUUUUGUAAUCUGAUGACGUAAAUUGUAUUACUCAAAUAAGAGUAUUUGUACAGAUCAAUAAUAUAUAGAAAUAUAUAGCAAACUUUUUUUACAGAAAGGAAUUGGAAAAUAACUACAUAUAGUUGCUUUGAUUCCUAAAUAAAAGGACUACUUCUGUAUUAAAUAGUAAUAUAAGCAGUGAGUCUAAUAAAGAAGUCCUGACCUUUU